Molecule: messenger RNA, 2341 nt
Organism: Grammomys surdaster
Lineage: Eukaryota; Metazoa; Chordata; Mammalia; Rodentia; Muridae
Gene: Ptpn6
Product: protein tyrosine phosphatase non-receptor type 6
Exons: 15
Coding region: 161-1948 (595 amino acids)
Biological process (GO): protein dephosphorylation
Molecular function (GO): protein tyrosine phosphatase activity
Source: RefSeq, a predicted model, not a curated record
GGCCAGUAGAGUGGUAGCCCGGGAGCAGGACAGCAGGUUGGCUUUGGAGGACUGGGCUCUGAGAGCCUUGCCUGAGGCUCAGCUCUAGAGUUUGUAGGAGCCUGCCCAGACAGACUGUUCCCUCCACAUUUUCUGCAGCCAAUUCAGCAAGAGCCCCAGGAUGGUGAGGUGGUUUCACCGGGACCUCAGUGGGCCUGAUGCUGAGACCCUGCUCAAGGGCCGGGGAGUCCCUGGGAGCUUCCUGGCUCGGCCCAGUCGCAAGAACCAGGGUGACUUCUCUCUCUCAGUCAGGGUGGAUGACCAGGUGACCCAUAUUCGGAUCCAGAACUCGGGGGACUUCUAUGACCUGUACGGAGGGGAGAAGUUUGCGACGUUGACAGAGCUGGUGGAGUAUUACACUCAGCAGCAGGGCAUCCUGCAGGAUCGAGACGGCACCAUCAUCCACCUCAAGUACCCGCUGAACUGCUCAGACCCCACCAGUGAGAGGUGGUACCAUGGCCACAUGUCUGGAGGGCAGGCAGAGUCACUGCUGCAGGCCAAGGGCGAGCCCUGGACAUUUCUUGUGCGUGAGAGUCUCAGCCAACCUGGUGAUUUUGUGCUCUCUGUGCUCAAUGACCAGCCCAAGGCUGGCCCUGGUUCCCCGCUCAAGGUCACUCACAUCAAGGUUAUGUGUGAGGGUGGACGCUAUACUGUGGGCGGCUCAGAGACAUUUGAUAGCCUCACAGACCUGGUGGAGCACUUCAAGAAGACGGGGAUUGAGGAGGCUUCAGGUGCCUUUGUCUACCUGCGGCAGCCUUACUACGCUACUCGGGUGAAUGCAGCAGACAUUGAGAACAGGGUCUUGGAACUGAACAAGAAAAAGGAGUCAGAGGACACAGCCAAGGCUGGCUUCUGGGAGGAGUUUGAGAGUCUGCAAAAGCAGGAGGCCAAGAACUUGCACCAGCGUCAGGAAGGGCAGAGGCCGGAGAACAAGAGCAAGAACCGUUACAAGAACAUUCUUCCCUUUGACCACAGCCGAGUGAUUCUGCAGGGACGUGACAGUAACAUCCCAGGGUCUGACUACAUCAAUGCCAACUACGUAAAGAACCAGCUGCUAGGUCCAGAUGAGAACUCUAAGACCUACAUCGCCAGCCAGGGCUGUCUGGAUGCCACAGUCAAUGACUUCUGGCAGAUGGCGUGGCAGGAGAACACCCGUGUCAUUGUCAUGACUACCAGAGAGGUGGAGAAAGGCCGGAACAAAUGUGUCCCAUACUGGCCAGAGGUGGGCACUCAGCGCGUCUAUGGGCUCUACUCUGUGACCAACUGUAGAGAGCACGACACAGCAGAAUACAAACUUCGCACGUUACAGAUCUCCCCACUGGACAAUGGGGACCUGGUUCGGGAGAUAUGGCACUACCAGUACCUGAGCUGGCCUGACCAUGGGGUUCCCAGUGAGCCUGGGGGUGUCCUCAGUUUCCUGGACCAGAUCAACCAGCGACAGGAAAGUUUGCCUCACGCAGGACCCAUCAUUGUACAUUGCAGCGCUGGCAUCGGCCGCACGGGCACCAUCAUCGUCAUUGAUAUGCUCAUGGAGAGCAUCUCCACCAAGGGGCUAGACUGUGACAUCGACAUCCAGAAGACCAUCCAGAUGGUACGGGCACAGCGCUCCGGCAUGGUGCAGACAGAGGCCCAGUACAAGUUCAUCUAUGUAGCCAUUGCCCAGUUCAUUGAAACAACCAAGAAGAAACUGGAGAUUAUACAAUCCCAGAAGGGCCAGGAGUCGGAGUAUGGGAAUAUCACCUACCCUCCCGCUGUGAGGAGUGCCCACGCCAAAGCCUCCCGCACCUCCUCCAAACACAAGGAGGAGGUGUACGAAAACCUGCAUAGCAAGAGCAAGAAGGAAGAGAAAGUAAAGAAGCAGCGGUCGGCAGAGAAGGAGAAGAACAAAGGUUCUCUCAAGAGGAAGUGAGCCGGGCAUUCGUCUGCAGGUGGCCAUGGUGCGGCCCCUUCUGUAUGGUCUUUCUCUCCCUACUCCCUUCCCCCAACUUCAGUUCAGACGUGCAUGGGACGGUCACAGUCUCACCCUACCCUGCCAGGGUGUCCCUGGAUCGUGUAUCCCCUUCCCAGACCCCAGACAACCUUUGAUCCACUUCGUCUCUUUGCUUUGCAGCAUCAGCCUUAACCCCUGCAGAGGCCUCCACCGGACAGACCGAGACCUGUGGUCCACACUAGACCCUAGGACCACCCCCAUCUUCUUGUAAUUUAAGUCACUGUGGUCCUCUGAACCUGUAUAUAGCUCAGCAAGUCCCCAGGGAGAGCCGGACCCUUCUAUUCUUGUAAAUAAAGCCCCUGGACCACUGUG